This is a messenger RNA of Hyposmocoma kahamanoa, 1480 nucleotides long. RefSeq names its product macrophage mannose receptor 1-like. NCBI's taxonomy places the organism in Eukaryota, Metazoa, Arthropoda, Insecta, Lepidoptera, Cosmopterigidae. Gene Ontology annotation, cellular component: external side of plasma membrane. The transcript is spliced from 4 exons. The record is from RefSeq and is a predicted model, not a curated record. The coding region runs from base 469 to 1329 and encodes 286 amino acids. Gene Ontology annotation, molecular function: carbohydrate binding. Gene Ontology annotation, biological process: biological process involved in interspecies interaction between organisms.
GCGGAGUCAUCUUCGCUGGAAUGACCCAUUAAGUAGGUAAUUCAAAUUUAACACACUUUGUCUUCCUGGCAUUAAGCAAGAAGUUGAUAGCAUUAAACCAGUAAACUACCAUUGAGAGGGUAUUGUUAAUAUAGUCAUAGUUAACGUCAUGUCUGUCUGUUUUAAAAAUAAGGGUGUGUCGUCAGCAUACAAUACUAUUUCGUAAAGAUCCUUCACAAAGAAUCGUAGAUCAUUAAUAUAAAUGAGAAAUAAGAAAGGUCCAAGAAUUGAGCCCUGCGGAAUACCCAUUUUUAUCGGAGAACUCAAAGAAGUGACUCCAUUUAUGUCUACUUUCUGAAUUCUGCCGUUGAAAUAUGACAAGUUCCAACGCCGAGCUCGAAGGAACCAACAUGCUGAACUAAUGGAAUACUACACUGGUGGAUACUAUCAUUGAUUUAUGGUUUGAUUUAAAGAUAAUUUUCUUUUCUGAUGCCAAAAUACAACAUUUCUUCAGUUUCAGAAGCUUCAGAUCCGCACAAAUAUAGAGACUACGUGUACAAUAGAAAAACAAUGGCAUAUUAUAAAUUACAUAUAGAAGAAAACGACAAAUAUGACAGCGAAAUUGUUUGUAGAGUGGAAGGCUCUGCAUUGAUACUACCUACAUCAGCGGAAGAUAUAGCACAGGUUCAUGGAAUGCUCAAGGAAUAUCCUGAUAUAGGCAAUCUUGUGUGGAUUGAAGGUGAAGAGGAAUAUGAUUCUUCUGAGGAGGAAUGGCAUGAAGAGUCUUCGUCCAGAUGCAGCGUGUUGAAUCGCUACCAGGGUGAAGUCGAAGAUUAUUCUUGCUAUGAAUUACUACCCUUCGUCUGCAAGGUGGAUGCCAAAGAUGCUCCUUACGAUGAUCAGUGCAACGUGUACGCUCAAGGUUACGAUUAUUUCUCUUCUAUUGCCAGCUGCUACAAAGUAAUAAAACAAUAUUAUAUAUGGGACCAAGCAUAUAACGAGUGUCAACAAGAAGGAGCUCAUCUAGUAGUGAUUAACUCUGAAGCUGAGCGUAAGGUGGUUUGGGAUUUGGUCAAGGUAGCUCAGAAGUCAAGGAAAGCAUUACAUUCCUUCUUUGUCGGAUUUCGGGCCGAACGGACUGAUAGCGGACGUCCCAGAGAAUUCCAUACUAUUUUUAACGAGACGUUAGACCAAGCUGGGUACAAUAAGUGGUCUGUCGGAGAACCCGACAACUACUUGGACUCUGAAUAUUGUGGAGCAGUAAGUUACCUAGAUGGUAAAUUCAACGAUGUCAAUUGCAACUCUGCCCAUGCUUUUAUUUGCGAAAAAGAGGUACCGAGGAGACAGUAAAACUCCAAAUAAUUGUUAUAAUGAACGUAAAGCGCAUAUAAAUACGAAAGGAAAGUACUUUGCAUGUUUCGAGUUCUUAGGUUUUCGCGAUUGUUACACAUAGAAAAUGAAACUAUUUUUCCGGAUUUAAAUCGCGUAUAUUUGUCAUUAU